Jatropha curcas is the source of this 910-nucleotide messenger RNA. NCBI's taxonomy places the organism in Eukaryota, Viridiplantae, Streptophyta, Magnoliopsida, Malpighiales, Euphorbiaceae. The record is from RefSeq and is a predicted model, not a curated record.
UCUCUCAAUCUCUCCCUCUCCCUCUCCCUCUCCCUCUCCCUCUCUAUCUCUCCCUGUUUCAAAACAAGAAGUCAAGAAAAGUGGUUGAAGGCUAUGGGAGAAGAAGCUGGAGAAGCACAAGAGACACCAUUGUUGUAUGAUCAAGCAACAGAAACUACUCUCGAAAGGACUGGGACGGUAUGGACGGCAGUGGCACAUAUAACAACGGGAGUGAUAGGGUCGGGCGUACUGUCAUUGGCAUGGAGCAUGGCUCAGUUGGGGUGGAUCGCAGGUCCAUUAACUAUGGUGUGUUUUGCUUUUAUCACCCUUUUCAAUGUGUACCUUCUUUCCAAUUGCUAUCGCUCUCCCCAUCCUGAAUUUGGUCCUGCAAGAAAUCCCUCUUACCUUACUGCUGUUGAUGCAAGUUUAGGAAAAAAGGCUUCUUGGUUGUGUGGACUAUUUGUGGAAAUAAACUUAUAUGGAGUAGGAAUUGCUUAUAAUAUUACAUCUGCUAUCAGCAUGAGGGCAAUUCAGAAAUCAAAUUGCUACCACAAAGAAGGGCAUGAGGCUAGCUGUGAAUAUUCAGACACUUUCUAUAUGCUAAUAUUUGGAGCUGUUCAAAUUAUAAUGUCUCAAAUACCAGACUUCCAUAACAUGCAGUGGCUUUCAUUUGUUGCUGCUGUCAUGUCCUUUGCAUACUCCUCCAUAGGAUUUGCACUUGGCUUUGCAAAUGUUAUAGAGAAUGGAUAUGUUAAGGGUAGCAUUACAGGAGUCUCUGCCUCUAGUGCAUUGACUAAAUUAUGGAAGAUAUCUCAAGCGCUAGGGGAUAUUGCGUUUGCAUAUCCAUAUGCCUUAAUUAUUUUUGAGAUACAGGUAUUUUUUGUAAAAAUAUUAGUUGAUUACAUUACAUCACAUUCGAUUAUAAUGUAAC